AUGACAAUAGAAGACCCACCCCAUAACCCUCCGGGUGACGGCGUGGACGGCGUGGACGGCGUGGCCUCGCAGCGCGAACUGCCGCCGGUGCUGCCAGAUCGCGAAAACGUUCCUGCAACCUCGACAACCCCUUCCAUCGCCUCAACACGAACUGCGAGAACAGCCAAUGACCACGCGAGAAGCCAAGCGGGCUCGAAUGCGAAAGUAGCGAUCCCUCGUCAGCGAUCUGCCGCCCCGCGAUUCAACCGUCGGGUUCCCCGCGCUUGCGAAUCGUGCAGACAGCGCAAGACGAAAUGCAGUGGUGAUACCCCGAUUUGCCGACAAUGCCGCGAGCUGAGGGUCACUUGUCAGUACCCCGUGGGUUGGAAGGAGAGAACCAAAAAGCAAGUAGAAAAGCUGUCGGAGAAAGCGACAGACUAUGAGAAUCUCCUAAAGGAUUUGGGAGGCGUGGUCGAAACCAAGGCUGCUGAGCGGAUCAGGAGCUUAUUGGAUAAGCACGGUCUGGAACCGGAUUAUUCUUCAAACAGCGCCCAGUCUCAUUCGGCCACCCCCCAAGACGCCAUGGAUGCCGCAGCAGAGGAGCCUUCUUCCCCGUCAUCCAUCGGAUCCCUGGAGGCCAUCGACCGGGUGGAAGAGGACCUGAAUAGGGAUGAACACACACGGGCGACCGGGUACCUGGGCAAAAACUCGGAGAUCACUUGGAUGCAGCGGGUGCAACAGGAGGCAGAACAACGUGCCCAAGGCAAACCAGGCCGGCUGUCGAAUACUCAAACCGAUCAGAACCCUGACGGUGAUUUUACUCUGCAUACAGUCAACUACCAUCUGGAUGACAUGGACAUCUCUGCGCCUGGACCGGUGCAGACAUAUUACAUGCCGCCUCGCCAGCUGGCCGAUCAGUUGUUUGAGGAUUAUUUGACCACUGUCCACCCAUUUUAUCCUAUCAUCAAUCGGCCAUUAUUCCGGGCACAAUAUCAGACCUUCUAUGAUUCUGCUGCUCGUCCCGGUGACAAGUGGCUGGCCAUCCUGAAUAUGAUCUUUGCUAUUUCUGCGAAACACGCCCACCUCAUGGAUGCGCCGUGGCGUGGAGAUCCCCAGGACCAUCUGGUGUAUUUGACUCGGGCACGAAUUCUCAGCCUGAAUGGCGAUGUCCUUUUCAGUCAUCCUGAUCUCCAACAAGUCCAGGUAGAGGGUUUGAUUGCUUUCUACCUGCUCGCAUCGGAUCAGAUUAACCGGGCAUGGAGAAUCUCGGCUUUGGCGGUGCGAUCUGCAAUCGCACUUGGUAUCAAUAUGAAGAAUAGCAGCAUCUCGACACCGAACGUUUCCAAGGAGGCUCGCUAUCGUGUCUGGUGGUGCCUGUACACAUUCGAACACAUGUUGGGAAUCAUGACCGGCCGCGCCACAUGUAUUCUUGAUGGCGUGUGUACCUCACCAUUACCGAUCCCCUUCGACGAGGAUCAACUAGACGAGCCAGCAGCUGCCGAAGUUCUCAAUGACUCGGCUCUUCGUGAUGAUCGUAUCAACAGCGUGAUGGCCAGUUCAUGGGUUCGACACAUGCCGCUCAACCCAGCAAAUGGUAAAGAGGCUACUAAAGAACGAUCCCCGGGAUCCAAGUGGAUUACGAAUCUCCCUGUAUCUUUCGGGCUUGCGUACACCUAUUUUUGCGACCUGACAGUGGUCGCUCAAGAGAUCGUCAACAAGGUAUACUCUGUGGAUUGUGUCAUGGUACCAUGGCCGCAUAUGGAGAAUCGGAUCGGUGAACUGAGAGCCAGAGUCGAUUUGUGGUAUUCUCUUCUCCCACCUGCUCUUGACUUCACCCGCAAGGAGGACGGAGGUGCGGAUCUUCUGCGCGGAAAGCUAUCCCUGGCCUUCCAUUACUACAGCGCUCGCAUCACACUGGGACGUCCCUGUCUCUGCCAGCGCGACGCGCGCCAGAAAGGUCCAUCCGAAAGACCGACUUUCAGCCACGAAAUGGCCGUGAUUAGUCUCGAGUCUGCCUCACGCAUGCUUGACCUCAUCCCAGAUGAGCCAAAUGCCGUCCAGCUGUACCAGAUCUGCCCGUGGUGGUGCAUCCUGCAUUAUCUCAUGCAGGCGGCAACGGUACUACUUCUGGAGCUAUCAUUCGGCUCCGUUCAUCUGCCCAGCGAUGAAGCGAACUUCGUCCAGUUGGCCAAAAAAUCCAUCCGGUGGCUUUACGACAUGUCUCACCACAGCGUCGCCUCCCGCCGUGGAUGGCAACUCUGUGACGUCGCUAUGCGAAGACUAGCCGUGGGAAUGAAAUUGGAUAUCAGCGAUAUGCCGUCGGCCAAAUAUCACCCCGAACCCGAAGUCCCCCAGAACGCCAAUCGAUCCGAAGAUAUCAGCCAGCACCCUCCUCAAUUUGAUGAUCCCUGGGGUGCGCAGGUGACGUCUCAGGUGCCCGUCCAGCAGGACUUUUUGACCUAUCCCUCCAUGUCAACAUCGGAACUUUUGUCCUCGCUGACUGCCGAGUCGCAGUCCGGCGAUAGUUACUUCCCCUAUGACCCAAUCGGCGGGGAGUUUAUCCGGUCUUUCUUCCCUGACAGUGCUGCGGAUGAACAGAACUGGCAAUGA
Penicillium lagena is the source of this 2589-nucleotide messenger RNA. Its product is annotated as Zn(II)2Cys6 transcription factor. The record is from RefSeq and is a predicted model, not a curated record. Bases 1 to 2589 code for a protein of 862 amino acids. Gene Ontology annotation, molecular function: DNA binding; DNA-binding transcription factor activity, RNA polymerase II-specific; zinc ion binding. Lineage: Eukaryota; Fungi; Ascomycota; Eurotiomycetes; Eurotiales; Aspergillaceae. Gene Ontology annotation, biological process: DNA-templated transcription; regulation of DNA-templated transcription. The transcript is spliced from 4 exons.